CAAAUUAGAUUGGUAUUUAAAAUAUUUCCAUACAUUCACUUGGUAGUAAUAGUAAGCAUCAUUAACCAGAAUUGAAGGAGUUACGCGAACAUAUGUGGUAAUCCUCUACCAGAAAUGAUAUCAGAAAUAUUUAAGAAAACAGAUAAAGGAUAGAUGUCAAAUAUAAUUGACAAAUUGUUUAACUUACUAGAAAAUGGAACAUCAGUUUUUAUAAGAGAUUCUGCAGCUAGGCAAAUAGGAAUUUAUUUUAAACAAAAUCCAAAUGAUAUUAAAAGAAUAUUAUCGCAAAUUAAAAAAGUGUUGUUGAAUAAUGAUUGGGAGUCCAGGGUGUCCGCGGGAAAAGCAGUUGAACAUCUGAUACUUAAUUUGCAAUCAUUACAGAGUUGGAUUGACAUCCUGAGAGCCCAUGACAUAUUACAAGAUAAAGAUAGUAAACUCCCACGAGAUUUCGAUGUUGAUAUCAAAAUUUUGCACCAAUUUAUGCAGUUGUCUAUACUAGAUGCCGGAAAAAAUAUCGCUGAAAAGGAAGAAAAAACGUUGAACACUAUAACUCGAAAAGAAAGAAUAAAAUUGGAAAAACAAAAAAUAAACAAUCAAUUGGGGUUGGGCAUAAAAGUUGGAAACCAUUCAUUAUGCGAAAUAAGUUCAAUUAUAUUGGAAGAAGAUUUAGAGAUCUACCAAGCGGAAUCAGCUGCGAAUAUAUUGCAAGAAUCUAAAUUUAAAUUUCCCUAUCAUAUCAUUCAAAACGUGCCUAAGAAUACUUUCCGCUCCAAAGCUAUUAGUGAUCUCAAAGAAACAAUAAUCAAUGACGAUCCUGUUCACCUAUUAUUUAUGUUUCUAGUGGAUCAUUCUUUCGCCGACGACCAAAUUUUUCACGCUAAGUGGGAGAUUAGGCAUGCUUGCUGCAUUCUCCUACGACAUUUUCUUUAUGCGGAAAUUGCUGACUCAGAUCAAGCACCUUUCAAUGGGUAUUAUUUUAGACUGGAACCUAUAUUGGUGAGGAUGUUUGCUCUAAUCGUAAGGGAUAGAUUUGGAGAUUACGUUGGAGAACAGGUGAUUGCUCCUAUACGGGAGAUGUCUGCUCAAAUCAUAAGUUUAUGUGUUGCACUUGUAUCAAAGAUUGAUGUAGACAAAGGAAAAUGGAAGCUAUCUAAAAUUAUCGAGACAUAUGCUCUUAUGCUUUCAGGUGUUAAGGGCAAAUGUGAUAGUGCUUUUCCUUGGGCAAUCAGACAUGGUGCCAUUCUGGGUUUGAAAUAUCUUUUGCCGCAGGUUUUUCAAAGCCAGUUUGAUUGGCAUUCUAGCAUAAACUUGAUCUUGCCUCUUUUACAACAAGGACUAAAGGACUUAUCCGAUGAUGUAAUGUCCAUAUCAGCCGAUUUAUUGAUAUUCCUAUGUGACAAACCAUGUGAUAUAUCAUUGAAAGAACUAAAAGAUAUGUCCAACACUAUUAUACACCAUUUAAAUCCAAGAAUUUUUGCUGAUGAAUCUAGUGUCGAUUCGAUGACGAUCCUUCAAGAAGAUUCUACAACAUCGCUAGCAGAGAAGAAUCUCAUUCUUUUGAUACGAAAAAUUAUAGAACGCAAUCCAGAAUGUUUAAGCUUUGAUGCAGAGAAGAAUUACGAGAAGAGUUACGUUGAAUGGUUAAUGGACGCGAUGGUAUUCCGUUAUCUGUAUCACAUUUCCGGGGAAGUCAGGCUUAACGCUAUGCUUACCUUCACGCUUCUUUUGAGUCUAGAGUUUAAGGAGAUAAAUGUUACGUUGGCAUCCAAUGUCAACUCAAAAUUUAUAUCUAUCGAUAAAUUUGCCCAUUAUAUGAUGCAGCUCUACAAGAGAGUUCUGAUAGAAGACGACAGCGAGGUUUUGGAAUCUAUUGAAAAGGCUUGGAUCGUUUUGAUGUCACGAGAAAUAUCACCUUCUGUUGCCACCACAUCUCUCGUCACAUUGGUUGGCAAUCAUUUAGAUAACAUGAUUUGCUUGGCUAUGCAUAGAAGUGAUGUACCUAUACAAAAUUUGGGACAUUCAUACCCCAAAACAUCGUCUAACGAUUUGGGCCAUGAUGGUACAAAAUUUUAUAUAGGAGGAAUCGAUUCUUUAAACUUUGGCUUUCAAGAACGGGAGACUAACGUGGUAACAUGUCGAUUGGCCGCUUGCCGACUGUUGUCAAUAAUGCUCUAUAGAAUUUUUAAUGACAUGGAGGACGAAAAGAAGAAUCUUACUUCAAUGGUACAAUAUCAUCAUUUUUUGAGAAGUUUUGAAACCUUGAUUGAGUUCCAUCUUUCUUCUCACUCUGCUGUUCAAAGGUUUGUGGGAGCAAUGUUUCUACAACAGCUGAUGAGCUUAUUUGCUCUAUGGAUUCAUAGAAAUCCAUCACAAAAUUUACCUCAGACUCAGACCCAAUCCUUUUCUCAAACCUUCAAUCAUUGGCCUGAUUUUGACCGGAUAUACUCAAAACUUCCUCACUAUUUAUCGGAAAGUUUUUAUUUCGAUGAAUCAGCCCCCAACCUAUUCGAGAUUCAAAACCUGUCCCAGAAAAUCAAAGAUAAACUCUACAAAUUGACGCCAUUAUCGGGGCAUAAGAAGCAAGCUCUUGAUAUGCCAAGCCACAUAUCACAGCUGAUAAACGAACAAUCUUCCUCAUUAACUUUGGACCCAACUUUAUUGGAAUGGCUUCUCACCGAAUACCCUUGCCCUUCUUCAGUCCCCAGUCCUAUUCGUAAAAAGCGUUGCCCAGUGCCAGAAGAAAAUACUCGUCCUCCUUGUAUUGAUACUCAUCUCCAUUCCGACGCCACAAUUUUGCGAAAAGUCAUCGAGGAUACUCGAGAAAAACAGGCUUUCGCGCACGCCCGAGUCAACGGCGUUUUGAUAUGCGUGCGCAUCUUGUGGAUGAUUUGGGUCGAUAAACGAGCCAACCAAUCAGAUGUGAUGACCUUGGAAGUGGAAACUUCACUUAAUUCUCAACAAACACACAAACUACCUGACCUUAUUAAACUAACACGCGAUUUGAUGGAUAUUUUGAAGGUCGAGCACGAGCCUUUAUUGUGCAGGCGUCUAUGCGAAAUCCUGGCAGCCAUCUUUGUAUUUAUACGCUGGCAGAGGAAAGAUGCUAAAGACUUGUCGGGAAGUUUAAUUUAUCGUAUGCUCGCCUUGGGUGCUAAAAAUGGCGGACCAUUCGGAGCGGAAUGGCUGCAAUUCGAUAGAAAGGGACUGAACAUGAUUAACGAUCAGCAAGAUAUCUCAGGAAUAAUCAUAUCACUCAAAUUUUUAAAGCAACUUAAUACCUCUUCACCUUUGAACAGAUAUUGUAGGUCAUCUUCUAGCAUAGAUCUUCCUGGCAUAAAACAAGUUAGUAGCGAUUUUACCCGAAUUUGCCAGAAUCUUUGCCAGGCUAAUUCGAUUUUAAUACACCAUUUAAGAAAUAUACCAUACGCAGAUGAUUCAAUUUAUACCACAAAUGCAUUAUUACCCAUUACUGAAGACAAAACCAUUAGAUCCAAUACCCCAGCUUACAAUGCCGCCUCUCUCACGCUAGAAAUAUUGGCACAAAACUUGGGCUUCGCGUACAUGCGAGACCAGAUGCCCGAUUUAUGGGACUACAUAGAUCCCGUCGAACAGCUGAAACACUGCUUGGGAUAUCAGAAAGGAAUCGAUGAUCUUCUCUCAGAUCGAGAGAAAACCGAAAUCGAAUCGGUUUUGUCUCUUUUUGAAAAUAGUGAGUCUGAUAAAAAUGUUACUGUUCAAAAUGUCGAAGAUAUUGGUAAAUUCAAUGUGGGAUCAGAAAUCUCUGGCCGUUACAUUUUGCUUAAAUUACAUGCUGUGGAAUUGACGCUUCCUCGAUAUUAUCUAAAUUUUUCAAAAUCGGAAGCAUCCUUGAUACGCUUAAUAAAUGACACCGUGACUUUGAUAUGCCACAAUCUCAUUCUCAAUAGAAUCCCUAGAGCCCGUUUUUCUUGUGCUAAAAUAUUCAGAUCUCUUCUUAAUUAUUGGCCGGAUAAUUCAUCACCAAACGUGUCAAAUAAAGAUAUCGUGAUCGAGAAUAUUAUGAAUACUUUUACCGAAAGUAUGUUAAACCACAUGGAGUCAUCAUUGCUUCGCGUAAAAGCUGGGUUUAUUGAGGGACUCAUAUACAUCUUGUCUGGAUUAGAAAUCCACUUCUCAAUAAUGUUACCUUACACUAUUAUAUUUGCUCUUCCUUGCUUGGGAUUGAUGACAGACUCAAACGAGGAUGUGAGGAAAGGCGCAUCUCAUUGUUUUAUUUCAAUCAUCAAAUACAUAUCCUUGAACGUACUAAAUUCUUCGACGUCAACAUCAACCAAUACUGCCUUCAAAAGCAAUGUCAAUUUACUCGCUGCUUUCGACAGAGGAAAAAUGUUUUUGACCCAUUUACUAUCCGGCCAGUUGGAUCAAAUUAACGAUCAAAACCUAAGCGAAUUAAUCGAUCUCAAACCGGGUAUCGAAUUAAGACAUUACCAGCUCCAUGGUGUAAAUUGGUUAGCCUUUCUCAAACGUUACAAACUUCACGGUAUCCUGUGCGAUGACAUGGGUCUGGGUAAAACUCUGCAAGCUAUAUGUGGUUUAGUGUUAAAAGACCGUGCACAUCAAUCAACAACUGAUACUCAUGUAUAUUGCAAAACUGGCAUUGACAUAUAUAAUCAUGAAAAAGAAAAUAUCGAAUCUCCGAAAAUAUCUUUAGUUCUUUGUCCUCAGACUCUCGUUUACUAUUGGAUAGAAGAAGUUGAAAAAUUUAUUCCUGGACAUAUGUUAAAGCCUUUUGCUUUUGUUGAUCUCAAUGACGAGACUGCCUUAAAGACUGUUAAAGCCAUAAUAACCAAUAGCGAUAAAUUUAUUUCAUUUAAUCACGUGCUUUGCGUUUGCAGCUACGAGUUGAUAAGAAAAAAUGGCUACAUUUUUUCCAAACUAUUUGAUGAUGUCGGAUUUAGCGGAGGUUUCACCCAUUUGGUAUUGGACGAAGGUCACGUCAUCAAAAAUAGCAAAACUAAGCUAGCUAAAAUCGUUAAGAAUAUUCCAGCUAGGCAUAGAUUAAUCCUGAGUGGUACGCCAGUCCAAAAUAACGUACUAGAGCUCUGGAGCCUUUUCGAUUUUCUAAUGCCUGGGUAUCUCGGAACGGAAAAGGAGUUCAACAACACAUUCGGUAAGCCCAUUCUCCAGAGCAGAGAUGCAAAAAAUUCUUCAAAGGAACAAGAAGCCGGUAUCACUGCCCUAGAAAGCUUGCACAAACUGAUUUUGCCCUUCAUACUACGAAGAACCAAAGAACAAGUUCUUUCAGACCUACCCCCGAAAAUCAUCCAAGAUUAUUAUUGCCCUAUGACCUGGCUUCAGCUUGAACUCAUCGAUGAUUUCAUUAACCUUAGGGCGAUUAAAACGCCCAGUGAGCACAAUUCGUCUUCAUCACUAGAUAAAACCAAUAUUACCAAACCAAUCCACGCCUUUGAAGCUCUGAACUACAUGAGAAAAAUUUGUAAUCAUCCGGGUUUUGUGCUUCUUAAAUUGGAUACAAAUAUACCCGAGGAAAAUGGCAAAUUAUUAUGGUUACUUCGAAAAUAUCAUACCAUAAACGAGUCUAUAAGUUUUGAUGGCGCCGAUGACACAGCAAUUGAAGGUGGGACAGAAGGAAGUUUUAAAGGCCACUUCGACCUAAACCGGUCUUUGCAAAUGAUUAUGAAUGACCCUGGGGUGUCGGGAAAGCUCAUGGCCCUCGUACAGUUGCUAAAAGAAUGCCAAAUAAUUUAUUCAUCGGACACCAAUCUCAAUGAAGAAGUAUCGAAAAAAAAUGCGGCGGAGGGUUACGAUGGUAGCUGGCACAAAGUUCUCAUAUUUUUCCAAUUCAUCGAUACGCUCAAACUUGUGAGCCGCUGUUUGCAAAAGUAUUCCGUGCCUUACUCUACUUUGGAUGGAACAGUAUCCUUGGAAGAUAGACAUAAAAUUGUCAAAGAUUUUAAUCGUGAUCCUUUUACCUUUGAAGAAAACGACGCUAAAUGUAUCAAAGUCUUACUUCUGACUACUAAAAUAGGUGGUCUGGGUCUUAAUUUGACGGCGGCCGAUGUCGUUAUAUUUUACGAACAUGAUUGGAAUCCCAUGAAAGAUUUGCAAGCUAUGGAUCGGGCCCAUAGAAUAGGGCAGACAAAAGUGGUUAACGUAUAUCGCCUGAUUACCAAAGACACGUUCGAAGAAAAAAUUUUGGGAUUACAAAAGUUUAAAAUGGCUGUCGCAAAUUCUAUAGUGAACAAAGAAAACUCAGAUUACCGAAUGAUUCGCAAGUCUUCCACAGAUAUUUUGGACUUUUUUGCUACAAAAUUUGGCAACCCCUCUUCUAAUUCACCUAGCCCGGCAAAUAGUAACAUCUCCCAAAAAGCUUCAUUUGGCGAAAGCAGCCAUGUAAUAAGUGAGCAAAUGAAUUUUGGUGAAGGUAGUGCUAUCGAUCGCAAGAAAAAGAAGGUAGGGUUACACCUAUUUUUGAAAGAGUUGGAAUCAUUGUGGGGUGAUGAAUGUCAAUACGAUAAUGAAUUUGAUAUUGAUAGCUUUGUGGCUAAGCUAAAAUAAAAAUGAUUUCUUUUAAUCUAUUAUUUGUUUUCUCGCGAUAAUAAUCUAUAAUA
Gordionus sp. m RMFG-2023 is the source of this 6611-nucleotide messenger RNA. RefSeq names its product TATA-binding protein-associated factor 172-like. The transcript is spliced from 27 exons. Gene Ontology annotation, molecular function: ATP-dependent chromatin remodeler activity; DNA binding; ATP binding. Lineage: Eukaryota; Metazoa; Nematomorpha; Gordioida; Chordodea; Parachordodidae. The coding region runs from base 154 to 6558 and encodes 2134 amino acids. The record is from RefSeq and is a predicted model, not a curated record.